CGGCGGUGCAGCGUCAACAACUGCCAGAAGACAGCCAAGCGCGGCGGGCGCUGCAUCGCACACGGAGGCGGCAACAAGUGCGCCGUGGACGGAUGCACCACCAGCGUCGUGAGUCGAGGCUUGUGCGUCGCACACGGCGGAGGCAAGCGAUGCCAGACCCCGUCGUGCACCAAGAGUGCUCAAUCCGGAGGAUUCUGCUGGGUCCACGGCGGUGGGAAGAAGUGCGGCUAUGAGGGCUGUCCCAAGCGUGCUCAGAGCGGUGGCGCCUGCAUCGCCCACGGU
Phytophthora sojae is the source of this 282-nucleotide messenger RNA. RefSeq lists its product as hypothetical. The transcript has a single exon. Lineage: Eukaryota; Oomycota; Peronosporomycetes; Peronosporales; Peronosporaceae. The record is from RefSeq and is a predicted model, not a curated record. The annotation marks the transcript as partial.